Molecule: messenger RNA, 1845 nt
Organism: Daktulosphaira vitifoliae (grape phylloxera)
Lineage: Eukaryota; Metazoa; Arthropoda; Insecta; Hemiptera; Phylloxeridae
Product: zinc finger BED domain-containing protein 5-like
Exons: 1
Coding region: 1-1845 (614 amino acids)
Source: RefSeq, a predicted model, not a curated record
AUGGAUAAUUAUAUUCAGAGAGAUAGAAAACGAAAUGAAAGCUCAGGAGAAAGCAGUAAAGAAACAACAGAUAAACGAAAGAAAUAUAGAAAAUAUGACGACCAAUAUUUAGAUUUUGGGUUUACAUACAUUACUAAAGGAAAUGAAGAACUUCCUCAAUGUGUUGUUUGUCAUAAAGUGUUGGCAGCUGAAAGUAUGCUUCCUAAUAAACUAAAACGUCAUUUGGAAACAACUCACAGUCAUUUGCAAGGUAAGCCGAAAGACUUUUUUGUUAGAAAAUUGCGAGACCUGAAACAUCAGUCCACGGCUUUGCUUUCAAGAGCGUCAGUUCCUUCCAAAGCAUUGCUCGCCUCCUACAAGGUAGCUCACCGUGUCGCCAAGUGUAAGAAACCUCACACGAUUGCUGAGGAACUGAUUUUACCUGCUGCGGUUGAUAUGGUGUCAGUGAUGAUUGGAGAAUCGGCGGCUAAAGAAAUAAAAAAUAUACCGCUUUCAAACAAUACUAUUAGCCGCCGUAUUCAUGACAUGGCAGAAGAUAUUAAUGAGCAAAUUGUGGAAAAACUUUCAUGUUCAUUUGCCAUUCAACUGGAUGAGGCGACCGAUAGUAAUGACGAUGCUCAAUUGAUAUGUUACGUGCGGUACAUACAAGAAAUAAAUGUAUGUGAGGAUUUGUUAUUUUGCAGAAAAAUAUAUGAUAGUGGUAAGGCUAUUGAUCUAUUUAAGAUUUUGGAUUCUUACAUGGCCGAAAAUAAUAUUAAAUGGGAGAACUGUGUGGGUGUGUGUACGGAUGGUGCUCGAGCGAUGUCUGGACAGUAUGGAGGACUACAAGCUCUCAUCAAAACCAAGGCUCCAAAUGUAAAAUGGACACAUUGCGUCAUACACAGAGAGGCCUUGGCUGCAAAGAACAUUUCACCUGAAUUAAGUGCUGUGAUGGACAUAGUUAUCAAAGUGGUGAACUACAUUAAAACACGACCUGUGAAAGCAAGGUUUUUUCAUAAGCUUUGUGAAGAAUUGGGUGCCCAGCACACCUCUUUAAUUUAUUAUUGCAACUCUCGCUGGUUGUCCAAAGGCAAUGUACUCGCACGUGUGCACGAACUACGAAAUGAGUUUUACACUUAUCUACAGACCGAAUCACACAAUGAUGCACAAAGUUUUAUUAAUACUGAUUUUCUAAUAAAAUUGGCAUAUCUCUGCGACAUUUUUCAAAAAUUAAAUGAGCUUAAUAAGUCCUUGCAGGGAAACAAUACUCACAUACUGCAACUGGCAGAUAAAAUUACUGGAUUUCGAAAGAAGUUGCUGUUAUGGAAGAGAAAAUUAGAAGAAGGUCAAGUAAAUACUGACUGUUUCCCUGCUUUACAAGGCAUUCUACAUGAAAAAUCGAUAGAGACCCUCGAUCCCUCCAUAAAAAUAAUAUUUACACAGCACUUGUCAUCAUUAAAUGAACAUUUUGCCAAAUAUUUUCCUGAAAAUCUGGAGCAAUAUGACUGGGUUAGGAACCCUUUUCAGUCGACACCACCAUCAACACUUUCCACAGCGGAGGAAGAACAACUGAUUGAACUGUCCUGUGACUCCAGUCUUAAGCUCCAAUACGACAAAGACAAACUGCUCGAAUUCUGGAGCUCAGUUUCUCAUGAAUAUCGUGCCAUCAGCACUGCGGCAUUGAAGGUUCUGCUACCCUUUGCGACAUCGUACUUGUGCGAAACAGGCUUUUCUGCAGUUGCAGUAAUUAAAAAUAAGUACAGAUCGAAAAUUAAUGUCGAGAAAGAAAUGCGAGUAGCUAUUUCCAAUCUUGAGCCCCGUUUUGAAAAGCUAUGCUCAGAAAAGCAAGCACAUCCGUCCCAUUAG